Messenger RNA from Peromyscus maniculatus bairdii (prairie deer mouse), 2046 nucleotides. The record is from RefSeq and is a predicted model, not a curated record. Lineage: Eukaryota; Metazoa; Chordata; Mammalia; Rodentia; Cricetidae.
GCAGACAAGGGCAGUGAUUGGCGGGCGCCACUAGCCAAUUGUUGAGAGCAGCAGGAUAGUCCAGGAAGAGGGCCAACAUGGGGCGCCCUCCUCUUUGAGAUGGCUUGGAAUCCAGCUCCUGGUGGCAUUAUGACGACAAACCGUGAGGAUGAAAUUGGACUCCAUAGACAUCUAGAAUCCUCUGACACUGAAGACGAAUACCAUGAGGAGAAUGACAUACAGAGACCAAGCUUCAGAGAGCGAGCCAUUGCCCCUAUGCAUCAUUGGGGGAGAGGAUUCAGAGGUGGCCAUAGGGGAAGAAACGGGAAUUUUUUUGGACAAAGACUUUCAGAAAAUCAGCCUUCACAUCAUCUGAUGAGGCAUGAUAACAGUGAAGAUCGAUCAGAGUGGAAUGGAAACCAAUCAGAAGAGAGACAGUCACCAAUAGAAGGAAAUCAAGUUUCCUUCAGGAGAGUUCAUAGCCACUCCCAAUCUCGGGGCCGCCAUAUUAUCAGAUCUCAUGGCCCCCACUCCAGAAGAUCUCAUAGCCACUUUAGGAGAUCUCCUGUCUACUCAGAUAGAUCUCUUCAUGACCAUGCAGAUAGACCACAUCAUGACCAUUCAGGUAGACCACAUCAUGACUACCCAGAUAGACCACAUCAUGACCACCGAGAUAGACCACAUCAUGACCACCGAGAUAGACCACAUCAUGACCACUCAGAUAGACCACAUCAUGACUACUUAGAGAGACUACAUCAUGACCACCCAGAUAGACUACAUCAUGACCACCCAGAUAGACUACAUCAUGGCCACCCAGAUAGACCACAUCCUGGCCACCCAGAUAGACUACAUCAUGACCACCCAGAUAGACUACAUUAUGAUCACUCCAAUAGACCACAUCAUGACCAUUCGGGUAGACUACAUUAUGACCACCCAGAUAGACCAGAUCUUGACUACCCAGAUAGACUACAUCAUGACCACCCAGAUAGACUAUAUCAUGACCAUGCAGAUAGACCACAUCGUGACUACUCAGGUAGACCACAUCAUGACUAUUCAGGUAGAUCACAUCAUGAUCACCCAGACAGACCUCAUCAUGAUCACCCAGACAGACCUCAUCAUGAUCACCCAGGCAGACCUCAUCAUGAUCACCCAGGCAGACCUCAUCAUGAUCACCCAGGCAGACCAUAUCAUGACCACCCAGACAGACCACAUCAUGACCACCCAGGUAGGCCACAUCAUGACCACCCAGGUAGACCACAUCAUGACCACCCAGGUAGACCACAUCGUGACCACCCAGGUAGACCACAUCAUGACCACCCAGAUAGACCACAUCAUGACCAUUCAGGUAGGUUUCAUCAUGACCACUCAGGUAGGUUUCAUCUUGGCCACACAGAGAGAGCUCAUCUUAGCCAUGCAGAGUUAGGUCACCAUGACCACAGAGGAAGAGCUCAUCUUAACCACACAGGGAUAGCUCAUCACGACCAUGCUAGGAGAGCUAAUGAUGGCCAUGGAGGGAGAGCUCAUAACAACCAUACAUGGAGAUCUCGCAGUCAUGAAGAGAGAUAUCGUGGUCAAGCAGAAAGAUUUGGAAGAAUCCAAUCAUCACCAGAAUCUGAACCUGAAAUUGACAGAUUCUCUACAAUAAGAGAAACGACUGAAUACUUACUAGCUCAGGAACAGCAGAGAAAUGAGCUAAUUAAUCUGAAUGAAGGGAUGAUAGAAGAAGACUACAGCAGCUCUGAAGAAAGCGAUGAAAGUUCUGACAGUUUAUGGAGACCUGAAGUUGAUGCGGAAUUCCUGAAUGGUAGAUACACUACAAUUAAGACUAUUACACGUUUUCCUAAAGGAGUAAGACUGAACUUCAAUGUCGCAGCACGGACUAAUCGGACUAAUCUGACCCUCCAUACUAGAUUCACCAUCCUGAGGAGUUUGAGACGUGCCAGAAUGAACAAUAUGAACAAUAGACCCAGAAGACAGGAAGACUGAACUGUCAUUUACUAUCAAGGGUUUGCUGAUAAUUGCACUGAACCAUACUUAGGAGCAUAAAUAUAUUCUUAGAAUGUUGAA